AUGGUUCGAAGUGCCCUUGUCUGUAUUGAUUCCAUCCUUUCACUUGACAAGCGAAAGAACAAAAUUUUUUUCUCAAUUUCAGGUGGCUUGGGUAAUUUGUGGCCAAACUUGUGUGCUGCAUGUGUGAUUAUUUUUUGCUACUCUAUUGGCGAUUAUGAAAUGAAUUUAAGUACUAACUAUUGCCCUGGUGAUUAACCGUAAACCUCCGACUAUAUAAGCCUUUGGCUUAUAUUCUUUCGUAAGCGAUUUUUUGAUGGGCUUAUACAAGAGGGGGGCUUAUAUACGGGGGGGCUUAUACAUGCACGAGCUUUUGUGUUAGUAAUAAACAAGUCAUAAACAGGAAAAUAAACAUGUAUUAAUAACGCGCUUUGAUUAGCAUAGUAAGCUAGAUAAAGACAAUGACAAUGUUUUUAAAUAUCGUUCUCUGCUAUAUUAUCCUAAAAGACAAUGUCAAUGUUGAGUAACGAAGUGGGAGUUAUAUUCGGGGGCUUAUAUUCGAGGGGGGCCUUAUAUUCGAGGGGGGUGGCUUAUAUUUGGAAUGAGGUGAGCGUUAGUAGAUGUGCUGGGAUUAUACACGGGGGGGCUUAUAUUCUGAGGUUUACGGUAUUGCCCCCUGGACACUGACUGAUCACAGUUCGUUCCCACGAACCCGCGGGAAAAUGCCUAUUUUAAUCGCAGCGGUAGAUAUAAAAACAGACUCCGUCAUGUUAUAUCUGUGUGUUUUUUUUAAUUGAUGUUGUUUCAUUUCCUCAUUCCAUGAAGACUGUCAUUGUUGUACGAGUGGAAGUUUGAAAGAAAACGAGGACAAAACUGAUUCUGUUCUUGGCAACUGGAAUUCACACUACGAUGACAGUAAGUAUAUAAGCUAUGGUAGAUUAGGUAGAUUAUAUAGGAUAAACCAUUAAAUCAGGUCUGAAAAUCAGGCUAAGUUAGUCUAAAAUUGUGGAGAAAUUGCUAUAACUCUGUCUAAAAAAAGCUGUUGUUGUUUAUGAUUUAUAGUUGAUGUGGUGAAAAAAGAGCAUAUUUUUGAAGAUGAAAAUAGUGGGGGAAAGACCUCCUUGGUCGAGAGGUAUUUUUUUGAAAAUUGAAAGUAAAUACAAGCAAGAGCAUAAAGAAGGUUAUGACACUGGAUGGCAAUAUAACUCUUUAAAAAUUCUUUUUACAGGUCUCUAAACCCUAAACAGGAGGAGACAGGUGCGGGCGUGGACAACAAAACAACCGGUUGCUGCUCUCAUCUUACCAAGCUAGGUAUGCGUUUGGAAUUUUCGAAUUCCUUUUAUGAACUACAAGUUCUUAAGUACAUGCUGUACUAAAGGAUGUUUCAACACUAAAGUUGAAACGAUUUCGAGGUAACGGACAAUGAGAUCAAUAUAGAAACGAAUCUCACCACGAAUCUCACUAUAUUUUCACACGCCAAAAGCCUUAAUAGCUGACAAUAUCAAACAAAUUCACCCUAUACAUUUAAAGUCCAACAUAUUUUAUAAAAUAGCACGAUUUUAGAAGUUUUCGUAACGAACUGACAAAGAUACGAAUGAUUUUCCAACAACGAUUCUCACUUUCUGUCCUAAAAUAGCCAAUGAGAUAUAGAUUUAUUUAUAGUUUUGUAGUGAGCAUCGUUCAAAUACGUUCAAAUAACUUAAAAAGGCAUAUCUGCAAAGUUAACUGAUUGUAAUCUGCGAGUUCAGGCCUAGAAAUUCGUGUAGUGUCACGUGGUGAAAAAUCGCGAAGUGCGGACACUUUGCGAGGCAUGCUUGUAUAAAUACUAUAGAAAACAUGGUAAAGCGAUGUGCUUGGGGAACUCGCAGAAAUGAUUCUCGUUUCCAACAUUUACAAAUUAAGAACAAGACUGGUGAUACUGUUACUUUCUAUCGUUUUCCGGCUCCAAAACGCUUGAAAGAAACGGCAGAAAGAAUGGAGCGAUGGAUUGUUGCGUGUCUCGCGGAGACUCAUUCAGUCAUUCGUGUGCAAGAAAGACAGUUACAUAUCACUCAAUAACAUAUGUAAACUUGCACUUUGUUGGCGAAAAUGGGCCAACUGCUCAACAUCCUGAUCCCAUAUCAGCUAUAACAAGCAAAUAAAAGGUUCAAUCGAAUGUAUUUGCGUGUUUUAUUGUAAUAUUUAAUUUGCGUUUCCGAGCAACGAGUUUAUACAUAUUUAUUGUAGGUUGAAAUUAGGUUUCAUCCUAAAUGCAAAGCUCCCGGACAGCGCUUAAGGUUACAGGACACACUUCUUGGCGUUUUGUGGAAAAUCGCUACUGCGCGCUCAAAAUCAGAUUUUCAUCAAAUUUUCAUCAAAUGUUCGCCAGUGCAUAUAAAAUAUGAUAAAGUUGUAAAAUUGACAAACAAUAAAAUAAUGUAAGAAUUAUUCAGGAAAAUCUUAAGUCGCGGUACCUUUACGCUUUUUAGUUAUGUUCCUGCUGGUUUUAAGAUAUAUUUAUGAAAAUAUCAUUUUUAUACAGUAAAAUAGUUCAGUAUAUUUAGUAUCGAACUUUCCCUUAACCUCAUAUUUUAAUAAUAUAUUCUUUUGUUUUUUAUAAUGACCAAUAAGAAGGCUUAAAUUUUUUAUUUAAUUUAAUACGACGUUUCGGAGUUUACUCCAUCAUCAGGUAAAAACUACAAUUUGCGAUCUAAAACCGUUAAAAUAGUUAAAAUAGUUUUAACGGUUUUAGAUCGCAAAUUGUAGUUUUUACCUGAUGAUGGAGUAAAUUCCGAAGCGUCGUAUUAAAUUAAAUAAAAAAUUUAAGCCUUGUUAUUGGUCAUUAUAGAAAACAAAAGAGUAGAAUAGUUGUUUUAAAAAGUUGUGUUCGGAAAUUUUUGUUUAUUUCGUCAUUCCGCUGUCUCCGCUCAUAUGGCGAUUUCUUUGACGACUGCAAUAUAUUUCUGAAUCGUUUGUGUGAAUUGCUCCUUAUUAUUAAAAUAUCCAAAAUUAGAACAAAGCCAAACACGAUUUUGAAACUGACGUCUUUAGCUAUGUCCUGUGAAAAUUUGAGAAAAAUUCGUUAAAACCCGCAGGAGCACAACUCGUCUAAAAAUCAGUAAUUGCCGUAAAAUUCUUCGGGCGAAAAUUGAAUUUGAAUAUUACAUUUUCAAUGUUUUCCUUAUUGCAAGCGAAAUGUAUUUUAUUAAAUAACUCUGCGAGUUUUCAACAUUUUUCGUCCAAAUUUGGUCAGAUAGUAGAACUAGUCUAAUGCUUUCAUGGAAACCAGUAAAAAAAAUUUUAGGCAAAAUUAACACUCAAAGGUGUUCUGUAACCUUAAGACAUUGAUGUACAAGAAACCAUAUUACUUAAUUACAAUCUGCGACUUCAGCCCUAGAAACACGUGUAGUGUCACGUCGUCAAAAAUCGCGAAAUGCCGACACUUUGCUAACAUUAUUAUAUGUAAUAAAUAGGCGAUCACACGAUACUUCGAAAUUUUAAGAUUGUUUCUUCGCGAAAUCAAACUAAUAUGCAUAUAGCGUCGUUGUGAACAAGAAAUACAAUACCUGGAGAACAAAAUACGAACAUUAAGGCAAUGAACGUAGCCGCGAUAAAGAAAUAUUUGCAAGAGCGUACAUGAGUGUCAAUAGCUAUAUGUUUGUCUGGCCAAACUCCAGAGGUCAACCUCGUACUAAGUUGCGGUUGAAAAGAUCAUGUUACCCCUCGAUCCCAACUUCGAAAGAAUAUAAAAUGAUGCGUAUACAAUGAAGCAAAGAUUAAAUAACCCUUUCUUGCUGGCACCCAUUUGGAUAUAAAAUGUAUGACAUGGAAAAUUUAUAGUAACGCGAAUCAGCGUUUUAGACCGAGAUUCGUUAGUGAGCAUCGUGUAAUAUGAGACGUAUCUAAUUUGACGACUGGCUGCUUUAUGAACUGUACUAUAAAUCUUAUACUGCAAAUGAGAUUUUAGCUUGGAAAUGUCCCCAGUUCUCAAGUAUAAGUUUGUAAAAGGCGAAAACAAUGCAUAUUUAUUUGUCUUUCCCCGCAGUUUGAUAUGCUGUGAGAUGAGAUUUAAACCUACUCGACUCACAAACCGAUCAUUUCUGAAUAAUUCCGUUCCAGGUUCGUCGUAAUUAUGGCCUCUUGCAUCAUUCCAAGGACAGCAUGUAAUUUUUUGAGUACAUUUCCGCGGAUUUUUUACAAGGCAGAGAGCGAUGAUGAUAAUAGACGUGAAUAUAACUAUGCUUACUAAGCGUUAUAGUAGCACACGUAACUGUAUUGGUAUCAGUAACGUGUUAAAAAUAACCCCUUCCCCCGGAAUGAAUGGAUAGUAUUUAAAACUACCAAAACUUUCCCCACAUAUGCUUUGAUACUGGAAUAUAUGUUAUUGGACGGUAUAAACUUAGAAUUAAAACGUUUAAGAGCGAGUCUCUACAAAAAUCAAACAUACCGCGGCAAGGCUCAAAAUUUUAAAUUCGCUCUACUUUUGAAUUUAAGUUAACUAUGACAAAGUAUGAAACGUCAUAUGGUUAGUUUUUAAAAAUACUCUUUUGUUUAUGAAAAAAGGCAAAAAAAUAUUUCAGCUGUGAGGACCGAUUUUCGCAAUCGAAAAAUGGCCGAAAUUGCGUAUGUUUACUUAAUCCUGGUAUCCAAACCCUAAAUCCAAAUAGCCUUAUUAUACUUUCUGCUAAAUAUACAUCACUCCCUCGUUUAUUAAAAGUGGUUUUAUGAUAAUUGAACAACUGAACACAUUUGUGCACAAUAAAGAGCGACGGGUACUGAUCUUUAUUGUUUGUCAUUGCAUGUAAAAAGUGGCAGAUUUCUCCAUUUGCCAUCCUUUCAAAUCUUAUGGGAUUUUGCACAAGCACUAUUGGGAAACUGCCCUUUUCAGAAAUGUAUUAUUUAUUUUGGGCAAAUAAAUUCACACGCUUUGAGAAAGAGUUAACUUUGGUUCAUUAAAUAUGCAAAAAUCACUGUUUGGCAAUCACUGGUAUGCAAAUGUGCAUAAUAGACUAAAUUUUGAUCUCAACAAGUCUAGACAAAAAGUUCAUCACAGCUUGAAAGAGCAUCACAAAUUUCGUUGCGAAAUGUUGUAAAAUGCGGAUAAUAUAGCCUUGCGAAAUUUGUAAUUUUCAGUCAUUUUAGAUUACAAACGGGAAAUUGACAGCCUCAAAGCGUAUCGGGCUGUCAAUUUCCCGUUUGUAAUCUAAAAAUUGACCGAAAAUUGCCAACUUCGCAGGGCUAUAUUAUCCGCAUUUUACAACAUUUCGCAACGAAAUUUUGGAAUAUUACUAAUUUUGUGAUGCUCUUUCAAGCUGUGAUGAAAUUUUUGUUUAGAUAAAAAUUUAGUCUAUUACGCCAUAGUUAAUAUAGAAGUCUUCUAUAUUAACUAUGAUUACGCGAAUGGUGAUUGCAUGACUAAAAACCCCUUGAAAUAAACUGGCUUAAAACAUCAUUGUUCUUCGCCUUUAGUUUAGAGAAUUUGAAGAAAACAUAAAUAUACAUACCUCGAAUGAAAAAAUUUUCUUUGAGCUGUUCCACUUUUGGAGUUUAUACCAGGAAUUUAAUAUUGUCGACCGUUCGGUUGUUUACAUCUCCGCCUUAUCCAUCGACUCAAAGUUCUUGGAAUCUAAUCUAUCAGAAAUCAGCUAACAAUUCGCACAACUUCCAUUCGUGUUCCAUUUACAAUUAUUAAUAUUCUUAGAAACAAAGAGUCAAAAUUAAUGAUGCAGAAAUUCUAUUUUAUUUUUAUACUGACAUGUCGAAAAAGCUAAAUGUUUCAAUUAUAGGUGGCGGGCUUCCUGUCGAUUUGGCGGAAGUAAUGCCACUGCGAUGUAUUACUGUAUAAAUGUUGUCAUUUCUUUUUUAAUAUUUUUUUUCUAUUAAGUGGAUUAUUGCGAAUUGAGGGUUUUUUAUUGCUGUAAUUUACUUUUAUUUACAAUUAUUAAUAUUCUUAGAAACAAACAGUCAAAGUUAAUAUUACAGAAAUUCUAUUUUAUUUUUAUACUGACAUAUUGAAAAAGCUAUUUGUCACCAAAUGUUUACAUUAUAGCUGGCGGGCUCCCUGUCAAUUUGGCGAAAGUAAUGCCACUGUGAUGCAUUACUUGUAUUUUUAAUAUUGUUUUUAUGUGGAUUAUUGUCGAAAAAAUGCGACCGCACGCCGCUAUGCUAUUGUUAUCAUGAUUAAUUAAUAUCCGUCACGAGCACCCCAUAACAGUUAAACUUCCAUGAAAAGUCAGCAUAUUGGUAUUUGAACUGACGACUGAUCAGAGUGGUUUCGAAGGAAAUGGCAUUCUCUAGACGCUGCUAUUUUGGCCAAUAGUGGGCACGGAUUGGCACAGAUUAUUCAUUUGUUCGCAGAGAUAUCAAUACUGCAGUAGUAGCUAUUGCUUCCGCCAAAUCGACAGGAAGCCCGCAUCAUCUAAUUAUAAAUGUAAAUACUUUUUUCGAUAUCUUAGUACAGUAUAUGAAUAAAAUAUAAUGUCUGCAAUAUUAAUCUUGACUCUUUUCUGCAUGGCUUGUUUUUUUUUAUUUUAUUGGCUUAACUAUAACAAUUGUAAAUGGAAUACGAAUGGAAGUUGUGUAAAUUGUUAGCUGAUUUCUGUUAGCUGGAUUCCUUGAACUUUGAGUUUAAUAUGUAGUUAAGUUAGGGAUAACUCCAAAAGUGGAACAGCUCAAAGGAACUUUUUGCAUUCAAGGUAUGUAUAUUUAUGUUUUCUUUAAAUUCUCUAAACUAAAGGUGAAGAACAAUGAUGUUUUAAGUGAGUUUCAAAUUGCAAGGGGUGUUUAGUCACGCAAUCGCCAAACAGUGAUUUUGCAUAUUUAAUGAACCAAAGUUAACUCUUUCUCAAAGCGUGUGAAUUUAUUUGCCCAAAAUAAAUAAUACAUUUCUGAAAAGGGCAGUUUCCCAAUAGUGCUUGUGCAAAAUCCCAUAAGAUUUGAAAGGAUGGCAAAUGGAGAAAUCUGCCACUUUUUACAUGCAAUGACAAACAUUAAAAAUCAGUACCCGUCGCUCUUUAUUGUGCACAUAUGUGUUCAGUUGUUCAAUUAUCAUAAAACCACUAUUAAUAAACGAAGGAGUGAUGUAGCUUUAACAGAAAGUAUAAUAAGGCUAUUUGGAUUUAGGGUUUGGAUACCAGGAUUAAGUAAACAUAUGCAAUUUCGGCCAUUUUUCGAUUGCGAAAAUCGGUCCUCACAGCUGAAACAUUUUUUUGCCUUUUUUCAUAAACAAAAGAGUAUUUUUAAAAACUAACCACAUAACGUUAUGACCACAAAAGUAGAGCGAAUUUAAAAUUUUGAGCCUUGCCACAUAUUUCUCAUUUUGUUUGAUUUUUGUAGACAGUCGCUCUUAAUUACCAAAUUCCAAACACCAUUGAUCACCACCAAGACAAUCUUUGCCAGAAACUAUGGCACAGCUGCUGUAAUUUCAUAUAAUUUGAAAGGAAUAGCGCCCCCCCCCGUUCCCCCAUUGAAUGUUGGACCGACAAAAACCUGAUGUCUUGUUGCGAGGCGCCAACAUUGAAACGGGUGGGGGAGGGAGGAUGGAAAAAAGUAUCAGUAAAUGGUAUAUUAAAACCGAAUGCAUGUGAAAAUUAGAUUGUCCCAACCUAUAUUGUCAAAGAUUGUAGCUAAAGGUACCUAUUGAUUUACUUCCGACGGCCUUGUAAUUAUGGAGAAAUUGCCAACUCUUUCUAAUAAAAGCUGUUGUUGUUUAUGAUUAUAGUCGAUGUGGAGAAAAAAGAGCAUAUUUUUGAAGAUGAGGAUACUGGGGAAAAGACCUCCUUGGUCGAGAGGUAUUUUUUUAGCAAAUGUAUAUAUAACAAUAUAUAAAUUCAAGUUAAUGAGACAACACGUUUGUCACCUUCAAACCUGGUUAUAAUGUCAUAGUAACAGGAUAAGCUUGUCAACAGCCACAAAAAGGCGAUAUCCAAUAGUCCAAAGUUCAAAUGUUUCCCUAAGCACGUGUAAACCGAAUGAAAGAUCAUCUGACCAAUCAUAUGUCAACAACGAACACGCAGAAUAAAGGUCAAUGUGAGUUCACUUUGACAAAUAUCCCAACAAAGAGCAAUUGGUUUAUGUUGAAACAAAUAAAUUUUGGUUCGGGGUUGAAGUGUUCCCAACGGUCAACUUCAGGCCCAUAGACUCAGUUAUUUAUGUACUAUUUAAAAAACGAGCAGGAGUGUUUUAUUAGGUUUAAAGCCACGAGCGCGCAGCGCGAGUGGCUUUAGACCUAUUAAAAACGACCUGCGAGUUUUUUAUAUGGCUUCAAAAACGUUUGCAUAAUAAGUCAAAUCUUUAUAUAAAAAUCUUUAUAUAGUUUGCAUAACAAUGGUCUUUUGUUAAAGUGUUCUUUAGCUGGUAUAAAGACGUAUGCACGUGACUAAUUUCUUACUCAAGAUUGUAUAAUUGCUUCAUGAAUUAUUAAUGAGUUUUUGAAGUAAAUAUAAUCAGUCGAAUCGUAGGGACUGUCCGGGGGGAUUAUGACCCCUUGGUUCAGGUUGAUGUUAGAGGGGCUCGCUACCCUUCUGGCAGGGCUCUAUUUGGGGAUUAUGACCCCUAGGGCAUUCAGUCUCUCCUAGCAGGUCUUAUAUAUACCCCUGCGGCAUGAAAACAUAAGGCUUAAUGAGUCUUUGGGUUGACCAGAGUUUGAGAGUAUAAUGUAUAUAAUUGGUUCACUUCACCCUGAACCCAUUCUCCCACAAUGAUUUGGCGUGUGUUUUACUUAUUCUCGGGCUGCUUGAAUCAUUAAUGAAAAUUGAAAGAAAAAAGAAGCAAGAGCAUAAGGAAGGUUAUGGCACUGGAUGGCAAUUAAUAACAUUUAAAAAAAAAUUUUACAGGUCUCUAAACCCUAACCAGGAGGAGACAGUUGCGGGCGUGGACAAUAAAACAACCGAUUUCGAUUGCUGCUCUCAACUUACCAAGCUAGGUAUGUGUUUUGGGAAUCACAAUCCUUUUAUGAACUACAAGGUCUUAAGUACAUGCACUAAAGAGUGUUUCAAUGCUAAAGUUAAAACGAUUUCGAGAUAACGGAUAAUUUUAAAUUGGAUUUCUUUCAAGAAGCGUUUCUUUAUGUUAAUGCAUGCAGUAUGUAAACUAUACUACUACUAAUUAAGCCUAGUUCUCAUUCAUCGCAAACCGUCGGCGAUGGGAGCUUUGCGACGUCGGCGACCGCUUGCCAUUUAUGAGAACACAUCAAAAAUUAUAUCGCCGAUUGUCCGUAAUCGUCGCCGACCAUCGGCGAUGAUAUCGCAGGAAACAAAAAAGUUUGUUUCUUGCGACCAUCGCCAACUGCCACCUGCUUGAAAAAUCUAUGAGAAAUGAGUAAAAGUUUUUUCCUCAGCAAGCAAGGAAAUAAUCAACUGAAGUUUGACAGAAAUCAUGAACUUUACGUUGAAUGGGGCCAUUUUGUGCCUUGGUGGGAAAUUUCGAAACACGUCGGCUGUCAUCUGCGACGAUCACCGAUGUAUGAGAACUUUCGUGCAUUCGCGCUCGUCGAGUAUCGGCGAUAAGCGUCGCCGAUCGUCGGUGACAGUUUGCGAUGAAUGAGAACUAGCCUUUACGACAACUGGGUAAUCUGUAGCCACACGUCGUGUACUGGGUGCUGUUGUGGAUCGAUGGCAGAGUACGUAUAGUUUCCUCUUUUGCAAUUAUAAUUUUAUUGUUGUCCUGGUAAUAAUGACUGUUAGCCCUAAAACAAUAACUGCUUCGUCGCAGUUCGCUCCCACGAAUGCAACGUUUCAUGGGGGAAAUACGAACUAUAUCAUGUUGUAUCUGUUUUGUUCUUUAAAUUAAUGUUGUUUUAUAUUUAUUCAUUUCAUGAAGACGGUCAGCUUUCUAUGAUUACACGUAUAAAAAUAUAUGAGGACAAAACUGAUGGAGUUUUAGGCAACUGUAAUUCACACUACGUUGGUGGUAAGUGUAAGGCGAAUUAUAGGAUACACAAAUAAGAAAGUAGUUGAUUGGAGUUUUUUUUAGUGUGAAGUUUCCAUGGGAACUUAUACAUAUCUUCAUUAAGUUGUUAAACGUAUUUCUCAAACAAAUUCAUGCUACAGAGCGUGACAGAGGAGGGGAUAAUCUUUGCUACAACGCCCCCAAUCACAUUUUUAAUGUACAAAAUAUUUUGAUAUUUAACUGAUACAUGAUCAUACAUCAUCAAAUGUUUUGUUAAAAAUACAUGAUAUACGCACUGAAAUUAUUUGACAUGUUUAAUAAACAAUAAAUCCGAGAAAUAUAUUAAAUCAUAAAUUUGCACUUUAAUCGCCAGCACCUCCUGGAAGUUUACUCCCUGCCCGUAUAUUAUGUACAUGCCUCCUUUCAACUUGCCGCGCGCACGUGCAACAAUACUGCGAAAAUAUAACGAUAGGACAUGGCCAAAUGCUAAAUCGAAUGUCGAAUACUACAAAGCUACAGACUAUUGGAUACAUGAAGAACUUUUUAAGACAAAGACGGAUGUACAUAUAGGCAGAAAACUUGGCAAGGCUUAAUAAUUGACUAUAUGUAAGCAAACGAACAAUUGCAAAUUUCUUGCGCUUAUUUGCUGUCUGUAUUAUUUCCAUCGGCUAAGAUAUAUGUAGUUGGCAAUUAAAUUUAAAAGUAAUCUUCCAAUGGCAAAUGUACGUAAACUGUUGUACUCAUAGUUGCAUUCUAGCCGUAGGAAACUGUGUUCAUAUUGUUGACAAACUAAGACUAAAUUGUUUCAAAAUAAUCAGCUGGUAAAAUUAAAGGUAUGUAGUAUUUAAAACACGAGAAGGAGUGUUUUAUCAUAUUUAAAACGCGAGGCGCAGCCGAGCGUUUUAGAUAUGAUAAAACGCGAGUUCGAGUGUUUUUAAUAGCUUAAAAUACGACUACAAAAGAAUACUAAUUAGGAUGAACAAUUAUAUAAUCAUACUCAUUAUAGGAUGAACAAUUAUAUAAAGAAUACUAAUGAAGAUGAGUUUUAUCAGAUAUAAAGUCACUCCACGUGACAUAUUAUGGCUGACAUGAUUUGCCACAAGGUUUAUGGAUUUUUAAUGAGUAUUUUAAAUAAGUUAUGAUAAAUGUUAAAGAUAAACUAUUAUAUACAAUAUUUCCUUAAACAAUAAAAGUAUAUCCUGUACAUUAAAAAAUAUUCAAUAGAGUUGUGGAGUUGGUAUAGUAUAAUACACUAUAUCGUUAUUUGUCGUAUAAAGGAAGACGCAUCAUUGUUAAAACAUAUAAUUCAUGAAGAGAAAUUCUUUUAAACCCAUGGAUGUCUAAUUGCUGUUGCACAAUGCAGUCAUUAUCAUGCACAGAUUAAUUAUAAUCAGCCUGGAUCUAGGCCCUUUACUCGGCAGGUGCAACUUGAUUUGCAGGUUAAUCGACUUCAAAGACGUCACGGGGUUAAGAAUAGUGUUAAUUAAGAAUACGGCAGGGCCGGAUUUGAGUGCAAAUGCUGGGGGAGGUCAAUAUCGUGGCCCCUAUACGAGGUUGUGGGGGAGAUGGAAAGAAAUGUAGAGAGGUGCGGCGGCCUGGACCCCUGAAGUUAACUACAUGAUGUGUGCAUGUAAUAUACAUAACAGCCUCCCACAUGGGGGAGGUGGCAAAUGUGCAAUUUCCCCAGGCUAAAGUGCCCCAAAUAACAAUUUUGCGAAUAAAUUGUAUGUUAAAUCGUCUCUCGGGAAUUAGCCAAAGUUGAAUGUCUCUCCGAGCCCAAUGUCUCUGGGCGGCCCUGGAACUUCGCAUUUUUAUUGGGAUCUCUGAGAUUUUAAUUGAAAUAUUUAGAUCUAAAUGAAGAGAGAAAUUUCGUGGAUGUUAUCUGUGCAAUUAGAAUGGAUGUAGAAUUAAAUUAAAUUGCUUUUAAAUGUAUUUAUUCAUUUUGGCGAAGUAUUUGGAAUACUGAUUUUUAUUCAUUAAGAAAUCCGUUAAAACUAAUUUUUUAAAUAGGACAAAUUUCUGUUCAAAAAUUGGCCUGGAAAACAAUAAAGGCUUUCGUUAAAAUUAUCUGUAAUUUUAAAAAUGCGUUAACAAUUCACGAGGAAAACACAAAGGAAAUCACUACCGUGUCGGUGAUUUUAUAUGUGAUAAAAAACAUGUUCAUUUACAUAAACUUUAGCUUUGAUUUUCUCGGCUUAGACAAUAUUGAUUUUUAAAAUUACUUUGCCAAUGAACUUAUAUGAUGGGUCAUUUUUAUACAUGGUAGAACACUCGUGUUUAUCCUCUAUACUCGCACUAGCUUCCUGCUCGUGUUCCCACGCAAUUUCGAGUUUCUCCCAAACUUCCACGCGUGUUUCCAUAACUCUAUAGAAACACGAGAAAUGUUUUUUAUUUCUUAAAUAUAUAUCUGGAGCAAGAGCAUAGCUAUGAAGGUUGUAAACGGUUUUAAUAGCUGAAAAUAUGGAGAAGGCGCGCAGCCAGAUUUAAUACAAUUUUCCCCAAACCGUAUUACUAAUCAAAGGGUACCCUCUGGGUACGAGAAUGACGCCUAUUUGAAACCACAAGCGCAGAAGCCCUGGGUACGAUGUUCAUUUGAUGCCUCAAUAAUGGAUGAUAGAUGGUCGCAUUCUCUUGAAAAACAAUGUCGACACCUAACUGCACUUCAAUUCACAUCUUUUUAUUGUUACCUAUGAAAUAAGCAAAUCAAUGAAAGUACAUAGUAUUCCGUACGAUUUAGUGUUUGAAUUUUUUCGGCGCGUGAGCUUUCGUAUCAAACACGCAUGGGUGGAAAGCAAACUUUAAUCUACAGUAUAUCUAUGAAAUAAUCAAAUGAAUGAAAGUACGUAGUAUUCCGUGCGAUUUAGUGUUUGCCUGAAAUGAGAAGAGUUUAAAUUUUUUCUGCGCUUUUGCUUUCGUAUCAACGACGCAUGGCUGGAAAGCUAGCCUGCGAACAGGCUCUCUUUGACCUCUCUUUGAAAUUUGAGAGAGAGCCUGCAGGCCUAGCUAAUAAAAACGCGUCUGUGCGUUGCUUAGAACGACGCAGGGUUCCCAUUGGUAGAAAUUGAAUUAAUUACAUUAUACUGCCAUAAAAGGUAAUUAAAUUUACACAACAAAAGAUUCAAAUAAAAAAUAUCGUUCUAUAGCGACGAGUUGUAUAGAAAACUAAAUCUUUGUUUAAAGUUACAGUAAAUGAUGGGCAGUCAAAAGCUCUUAACAAUAUUCUAGACGGAAAGGGUGUUUUUGCUGCAUAAGAGAGUUUGGCAAAUACAACGGCAACUGCUUAUAUCAACAAUAGCAUCUUUACUCUGAGACAAAGGCAACUAUAAUUUGCAUUCUUGAGCAUUCUAGUACGCCGUAGUUGUUCAAACUCAAAUCGUUGCGGUGUUUAUGUGAAUUCACUUACUAUUGCUACUUCAGGGAAUUUCAGGGUUGUUUGAAAAAAGACAAAUGUUUUAAUGUUGUAAACAAUCAUGCGUUGAAAUCGAGAUAUGCGUUUUGUUUACAUAUAUUCGCAGGCUAUUACAUAAGGCGUGCCUGUAUUAAUUUGUCACAUUGUAAUUUACAUUUGAUUGACAACACUAUAAAUAGUGAUGGGUGCAGACGUAUUUUUAUUGACUAAACCGGCAGGCUCUAAUUCAAUUCAAAGAGCCUGUUCGCAGGCUACUGGAAAGCAGACUUUAGGCCAGAACAAUGCAACAAUAAUAGGCGUACAAAUCGUGUGGGCUGGAGCAGAACCUCUUUUAAAAAUCCUGUAUAUUUUAUCUUGCAUUUUAUAUUAACAGACAAAAUGUAUCUUUAUAGACACAAGUGAUCUCACCCAACAAUAUCUUACCGAGGCAAGAACAUGCAUUAAACAGAAUUGUGUUUCUGGCAUUGAAGAAUUUAUCAGGAAAAAACUCGAGGAAUGGAAAGAUGUGAAAAUAAGAUUUGGCAUAACAGGAGACAGUGGAGCUGGAAAAUCAGCAUUUAUCAACGCAAUAAGAGGGUAACAAGUUUUGAUAUUUCUUCUUUCGAGAUAGCCAGAGGGCAGUACCAUGACAUUGUUUGACGAUAUCAUGGGAAUACGCGCAAGCCAUUUUCGGGAAAGUAUAUUUUUACGAUUAGCUACCUAAAUCAAACUCCGAUUAGAAAGUACACCGUCUCCAAUUAUGGUGUAACACGUUUACUCCAAAUCAUUAAGCCUCGGAUAUGAUCCGAUACUAACAACAGAGAGGUUUAUAUUUUACUUUCUUUAUAGCCCUCUACUAAUAAUACGCAUUUGAUUAGUUAAUGGGGUAGAAUAAAUGCAUCUGAAUGGCAACGGUAGCUGUAGCGCAGGUCAGAAUCUGAAACUCUCUAAUAUCUGUUCUUAAUUUAAGAAUUAGUAAAAUGAUGUUGAAAGCCGAGAAUAAUAUAACUUUUAAAAUUAAAGCCGAGAAUGGUUAACAUCUUUUUGCUGAAGCAUCCCACUAGUAAACUUUCUGUACUAUAAUGAACAUUGAUUAUCCAAGUUUCAUACACCGAUUCAACUUGAUUGCACUUGCGAUGGUAUUUUGCAAAUACGUGUAUCCAAUAUGUAGAAAAAGUUUUGCUGCACCAACCUACAUUUGUUUAAUAAUAAUUCAAUUUAUAUAUACUGCUGUUGCGUUUAUUGUUCAUAGCUGCGCUUUACAAUUUUGCUGUUAAAACCAACAAAAAUAGAAUACUAAUUUGCAGCUUAUUUACAAUCAUAGUUUGAAUUAAUUUAAAAUAAUCACAAGGGAAAAAAUCUAAGAGUUUGAGCAUUGGUAAAUACCAAAAUUGUGACCAUCUACAUUGGAUAUAGUUAAUUCUAGAUAGGUUUUGUGGAUGGAAUUUGUCGAGUGUGAAAUUUCCCACAAUCGAAUUUCUAUCUAGAAAAGUCAAAACCCUUCUACAAGAGUUCGAGUAUGCCGGUUCACAUAAGUAAGUUUUUAGCUGGCCUGUUAAAACGGACACGUUAAAUAUAUGCCUUCCGCAAUUGGAGAGGUAGCUUGUUCCAGAGGCUAGGGCGAUAGAAAAGGCUCUAUAUAUGUUAAUGUUCACAUAUGUUAAUAUGUUAAGGCCCACAUAUGUUAAUGUUCUUGAUCAUGACUGAGGAGUUCUUCCAUGCAAGGCCAGAGCGAGCGGACAUAUAGCAACAUUUAGUGACAAGGUCUAGAACAGAUAUGUAAUUAUGCACAUAUAUCCUUGCUAUAUAUACAAAAUAUACAUUAAUUCUUACUUAUAAAUCGUGCUUUACUUUUUGGUUAGACUUAAAGAUGACGAUGUUGGUGCAGCAGAAGUAGACAUGGUUGACGCAACGACUGAGCCAACAGAAUAUCAUCAUCCUAACAACCCGAUAAUUAGUUUCGUACAUUUACCCGGCAUCGGUAGGCCGAACUAUCCUGACUUUCUAUCUACUCCGAGAAAGUUGGCCUCGAAGAUUACGAUACCUUCAUUAUUUUCACUGCAGGUCGUUUUAUACAAAAUGACUUGGAACUGGCAACGAAAGUGAAAUCAAUUGGCAAGUCGUUCUUUUUUAUUCGCACAAAGAUCGAUUACGAUGGCAGGCUUAAAGAUGAAAAGCCAAUUAACGAAGCAGACAUUUUGGAAAAGAUUAGACAAAAUUACCUUCAACACGUGAAAGAUUUGAUAUCCAGUGAGAAAGAAAACUUCCUGAUUAGCAACUACCAUAAAGACAAAUGGGACUUCAACCGUCUAAUUGCAGGCAUCAGCGACGCCUCGCCCGUUCUUCAAAGAGAGUGUUUAACACUAUCUUUAUCAAAUUUAACACCAGAACGCUUGAAGAGAAAGGCAAAGUUUUUCAAAGGUAAGGACUGUUUUAAUUUUGUAUAUAUGUCCAGCUUAUAUACGCAUCUUGUCUACCUGCGAUCAGGCCUAUAAAUAAAUAAAUAGGCCUGAUACAAAUCUUAACAAAAGUCCAUGUUUUUACAACCGUAUUUCGGUUGUAAAUCUGAUUGGUUUAUGAGACAAAAGAUUUUCUAAUCUGUCAUUUGAUUGGUUAGUGCUAAUUACAUUAUAUAAUGUCGUUGAUAUAUUUAUAGUUAUCACAACUAUAUUUAGAUUGUUGUUGUCGUUGUUUGAAAUUUAAAUUUCUCCUGCGAUAUUUUGAUUGGAUACUAAAUAUAAACUUUGCUGUGGGUGGAAAACGAUCGGAUUAAGGAUUGUGUCAGGCUAUUAUUUGUAAAAUAGAACCUGAUCGCAAGUUACAUCUUGUCCAAAGAACAAAUAGAAAAGUCAAAUUGACAUUUCAUUUGUUUAUUGGACGAAUGGUUGUUCAAUACAUGGGGAGAGUUUCUUGAAAGUCCUUAAUAUUCUCUUAGAUUAUACUACUAAUAAUAGAAAAUAGUGUCACAUAAUACCUUCAUUAUUUCUAACUAACAAAUCUAGCUCAAGCGUUUGCUGUGGUAACCGUUUCAGCAGAAACCGGUGUAUUUCCAGUUCCUGGAGUCGGAGGUGCUAUUGAGGUUGCACUUAUUGAAGGUACAAUCACGGUACCGACAAUUUGGCCUCAAAAACACAACACCUGAUGAACUGGACGUGUUGGAUAGAAAAUAUAGGGAGAUUAUCGAAACAUAUCAGUUCAAAUCAGUUAAGGAGUUAGUUGUGUUGCGACCAAAACAUAUGGAAUAAUAUUUGGAGUUGAAAAGGUUUCCAAGUUUACUCCUUUCAUAGGAAUGGUCAUUGCAGGAAGCAUAUCGUUUUUCUUCACAUUGCGUUACCUUUUGCGUUCUAUAAAUGAGCUGGAAGUAGCUGCCAUGGUUGUCUGGGAUAACGCAGCGAAACAAAUAAUACACAACCACAAAUAG
Paramuricea clavata is the source of this 16613-nucleotide messenger RNA. NCBI's taxonomy places the organism in Eukaryota, Metazoa, Cnidaria, Anthozoa, Malacalcyonacea, Plexauridae. The record is from the annotation of a GenBank genome assembly.